Molecule: messenger RNA, 3107 nt
Organism: Anguilla anguilla (European eel)
Lineage: Eukaryota; Metazoa; Chordata; Actinopteri; Anguilliformes; Anguillidae
Gene: fhip2b
Product: family with sequence similarity 160 member B2
Exons: 17
Coding region: 162-2453 (763 amino acids)
Source: RefSeq, a predicted model, not a curated record
ACAGGUCGAGGGCACAGAUAUUGGGAGGGUUGGGUAGUUAGCUACAUACAAGAAAACAAACUUUGCCUGCUAAGAUAUCUUGUUCACUGAAUUGUCACAUCGUCUUCUCUCCCAAUAUAAUCUGCCUAACUAUAUCCAGCUACCUAAUUCGGUUUAUUUGGAUGUUGUAUGCUAGGCUAGCUAGCUUGUUAUUAAGGGUGAAAUACAAUAACUGCUUUUUUUCUACAACAAGCACGUUCCUUGGUCGCAAUGUUAGCUAUAGGGAACCGUCAAUAAAUUUGCUGGAGUCCUUUGUGGACCACUGGAAAGGAAUAACUAAUUAUUACAUUGAAACUACAGAUGAAACAAAGCCUGCAAAACAGACGGACAUUCCCUGGCGUCUCAAACAGAUGCUGGAUAUACUGGUUUAUGAGGAGGAGCAGCAGGAGUCCGAGGAGACAGGGCCUUGUAUGGAGUAUCUCCUACAGCACAAACUACUAGAGACCCUCUGCACCUUAGGCAAAGCACAGUACCCACCGGGAAUGAGCCAGCAGGUCCUGGCCUUCUUUUCCAAGCUCCUAACACAAAUCCAGCAGCCAAUGCUUCACAUCAUCAAUGUGCACAGACCAGUCCAGAAGCUUAUUCGGUUAUGUGCUCACCCGGGGUCUCUCACAGAGAAGGAGGAGGCCCAGUUUCUCUUCGUUAUUUGCUCCAGACUGAAGCAAGAUCCUUACGUGCUCAAUUAUAUCCUCGAGAUUAGGAGAGAGUCGCCCAUUAAGAAGAGCAGUUCUACCUCAGGAGAUGAUGCGGGUAUACAGAGUGCUGAAGCCCCCAGCCCAGAGAAAGGCCCCACCAGCCCUCUGCGAGGCUGCCCAGCCCCUGACACCCUGCAGAGCGAACAACCGGGCCCCUCCUCUUCUCCACGGCAACCCCCAAACCCCACCUGUCCCUCCAACAACGACCUCAUCCACGCCUUAAUUCACUUGACUAAAAGCCAGAAAAGCAGGGUUGCUCUAAAAGCCCAUGAGAGUCUGUCGGUCCUGGUUAACCUUCCGAAGCAGGAGACGGCCGCGUGCCUGGCCGAGAGCACCUCGCUGUGCCAGCUUUUGGCUGGCAGACUGUGUGAGCUCUACAGCAUGGUACCCUCCUCCCUGGACCCCACAAACCUCCACGGCUUCCCACAGAUUCACUGGAGGGAUCGGUUCUCUCAGGGAUGUCCAGAGAAGACUUUGACGUUUCCUGGCAGUGAGCACGUAGUUGCGUUUCUGGGAUGGUUAGACUACUGUGACAGCCUGGCAAAAGAAGCACAAAAGGUACUUUCUGUGAAAUUGGCCAAAGCGAUUCACCACCAGUGGCUUAUGGCAGUCGUGCAGCCUCAGCUGCUCCAGAUAUCGGAGGCGGGCAUUCUGGUUACCACGGCGCUGCUGUCCUGCAUCGUGCGUCAGAUCGGCGCCCCCGCCCUGCUGGACGAGCUGGUGCUCUUCCUCCUGGGGGAGCAGUCGCAGAGCGAGCUACGCAUGGACACGGAGAGCCACGCGCUCCGCUACCAGCUCAUCGAGCGCUGCGACCACAUCUCCGACGAGAUCAGCCUGAGCACCCUGCGUCUCUUCGAUGAGCUGCUGCAGAAACCGCACGAGGGCGUUGUGUUCAACCUGGUCCUCAGGAACCUGGAGCAUCGCGGCUACGUCUCGGCCCUGCCGGGGGGGGCGGAGGACAGACACGCAGCCGACCCCGAGCCCCUGGAGGAGUCCGUAGAGCUGGAGGAGGACCCCUUCUUCACGGACAUGUACCCCCAGGACGAGUUCAAUUCCUCGGAGCAGCUGCUCUCUCUGCCCCCACGGCAGGUGGAGCAGCGUCAGAGUGGGCAGACGCGGGUAGCCGACAUCGUGAACAGUUUCCUUUGCCUGGUUCCUCAAGAGGCAAGAACCUCUCAGCAUGUCCAGGGUGCGGGAUACGACACUUACGUGCACGAUGCCCAUGAACUGUUUAAAGAAUGCACAGCUUUUUCGCUGCAGUGGGGUUGGCCGGAGUCUCCCAAAGCCCCUGAGCCCCUUCCUGCGGGUUCGGACUUCUACGAAGGCCACUUCCUAAAAGUCCUCUUCGACAGGAUCGCCGGGAUCCUGGAGCAGCCUUACGAGCUGAACCUGCAGGUGACCUCGGUGCUGUCCAGGCUGGCCGUCUUCCCCCACCCCCACCUGCACGAGUACCUGCUGGACCCUUACAUCAGCCUGGCCCCUGGGAGCCGCUCGCUCUUCUCCGUGCUCAUCAGGGUGAUUGGUGACCUGAUGCAGAGAAUCCAGCAUAUCCCCAACUUCACCGAGAGGCUCGUGCACAUCAGGAAACAGCUGAUGGCCCUGGAGCCCGAGACGCUAACAGAUCACGUGACCCUGCUGAAGGGGGUGAUUGUCCUGGAGGAGUUCUGUAAGGAGCUGGCCGCGAUCGCGUUCGUCACACUCUCGCUGGAGGAACACUGACACGACACGGCGUCCCGUCGCACUGGGGAUUCUGUAAGAACGUUCAGGAGCAGUGUCCUGUCAAUGUCUCAAACAGACUGCUGCUUAUUCGUGUAGUUUGCACAAUGUCGUGACAUCACGGCUGACAUCACUGUGAUGGACAGCGGAUCCACAGGAUUACCUUCCAGUUUUGGAGGCUUUAGGUACUACAAAGGUCAUUGCACAUCCUUACCUUAAGUAAUGGUACUAUCAAGACCGUGCUUGUUUUGUUUUUGUGUGUUUUAACUUUGAGUGCUUUAUCAAAUUAUGUAAUAUAUGAAUAGUUAUCUGAUGCAAAUAUUUUAUUUAUGUAUUUUAAUCUAACCAGUAUGACAUCAUUCAGAAGUGAUAUUUAUCAGGAAAAAAAAUCUUAAAUCCAGAGGCCAUUUUUGGGAAAAAUAAGCAAUACUGUACAUUUUUUGUCAAUGCUUUAAAGUGCAUUGGGAUGCAUUUUGUCUUUCUGUUAUUUGCAUUUUGAUCUUCACACUUGGGGUGUUCUUUCCCUUUGAGGAAGGGAAGUAUGUGCGUCUCUUGUCUUUCCUACACUGUGGCUGGGUUUCUGCAGCCACUUUCCCUUGUACAGUUUUUAAAAUUCCCCAAUGCAAGAGCAUUAAACUCCAAAGGUUGUCCAUUUUA